AUGCGCCGUGCCACCUCGUUCGGUCGUUUGCUGGUCUAUGGCAGCCCCUCGUCGUCCGACCUAGCCCUUCUCUUCAUCGGUUUUAUCACCUCAAUUGCCUCUGGAAUUCCCUUUCCUAUUAUGUCAAUUGUUUUCGGACAGCUAGUGGAUGGACUAAACUCCUCAACGUGCAACGUCACCCCCUCCAACGCCGACUCCUACCAAGCGGGGCUCAAUGAUAAAAUCUUGUUGAUCGUAUAUAUCGGUAUCGCCUAUUUCGCUCUCAUUUACAUUUACGUCCUCUGCUGGAAUCUCUCCGGCGAGCGUCUAGCCCAGCGUCUGCGAGAGAAAUAUUUCAGCGCUAUCCUGCGCCAGGAUGCCGCGUUCUUCGACAAUCUACCCGCUGGAGAGGUAUCUUCACGAAUCACCGGGGAAAUCGCCGUCAUACAACAAGGUUCUUCAGAGAAGGUCGGCAUUGUGAUAAACAGUAUCGCAUUCUUCAUUACCGCAUACAUAGUGGCCUUCAUCAAGGACCCCAAACUAGCCGGCAUGCUGGUCUCCCUCACCCCAGCCUACCUGAUCAUGUCCAUAGGCGGAGGGUAUUUCGUACAAAAGUUCUUCGGCCGCGCACUGGAAGGUAUGGCGAAGGCCUCAUCGGUCGCACUGGAAGCGUUCUCAAACACAACGGUCGUGCAGGCCUUUUCGGCAAGUGCACGGCUAGAGGAGAAAUUCGUGGAAGUUUUACAGCCUGCUUUGUCAGCCGGUGUUUGGAAAUCAAUUGCUGCAGCCACGCAGGCGGGUCUGUUAUAUUUCAUCGCUUUUUCGGCCAACGGUCUGGCCUUCUGGCAAGGGUCGCGACAAAUUGCAGAUGCUGUAGAGUCUGGCGACAAUGGCAUAUCCGUGGGGAACACGUUUACAGUUAUUCUCAUUCUUGUGGAUGCAUCUUUGAUUCUCAGUCAGGCUGCUCCGUUCUUGCAAAGCUUCGAUGCCGCAGCCGUAGCGUUCGGCAAACUAGAAGCCGACAUUGAACACCCGACUACCAUUGACGGUACCGCUGAAGAUACUGGCCGUAUGCUGCCAGAGGUUACGGGAAAUGUGGAAUUGCGGAACGUUUCAUUCAAAUUCCCGUCCCGACCGGACAAGCCCGUGCUACAGGACCUCUCGUUGACCUGCCCAGCUGGUCAGCAGACGGCUAUUGUCGGACUCUCAGGCAGUGGAAAGUCUACCGUCGCAGGGUUGAUUACCCGAUUUUACAAUGUGGAUGAGGGCGCCGUACUAUUGGAUGGUCACGAUGUCAAGGACCUAAACGUGAGAUCUGUCCGCAGUCACAUAAGUCUCGUACAACAGGAGCCAUGUCUUUUGGAUCGGUCAAUCCUUGAAAACAUCGCGCUGGGGCUCAUCAACUCUCCUAGGCACGAUCACCUGCGUCACAUUCUCAUGGGUAGUGUUCUCGCGGAGGUCGCGGCAGCAGUGCGAGAUGGCAAGGAUCUAGUGACCGCUUCUCUGGCACAUGGGGAUGAAGCACGAGAAAUCGUGGAAUUGGUCCUGCACGCUUCUCUCUUGGCCGAUGCGAACGGGUUCAUUGAGCGCUUGAAAGAAGGCUUUGGAACGCUAGUUGGGUCAAAGGGCAACCUCAUCAGCGGCGGGCAAAAGCAACGCAUCUCCCUGGCGCGAGCCUUGGUGAAAGACCCGCGUAUACUCAUCCUAGAUGAAGCUACUGCAUCACUGGACUCGGCGACUGAGGCGCGUAUCCAAGAGGCACUAGAUAACGUGGCGAUCGGCCGGACUGUGAUUACCAUUGCCCACCGCCUGUCGACUAUCAAGAAUGCCGACAACAUUAUCGUCAUGCGCCAAGGGAAGUUAGUAGAACAGGGAACCCACCAGCAACUGCUCGAGGUUAACGGUGCCUAUGCUGAGUUAGUUCGUCUCCAAAACCUCAAUGUGCACGGCGGUCAAGAUGAUGAAGAGACGGAGGUGAGCUCCGCGCAUUCCAACUCUUUGGUGCCAGUAAUCAGUGAGAAGGCCGGAGCUUUGGAGACAUCAUCUGUGGUCGAUGCCAUUGACGAAGAAAAGACCAAGCCUGGGAAGACUGCGGAGCCAGAGAAUGCGGUUGAGGAAAAGCGAAGCCUUGGAUCAACUCUGGGCUCUAUGGGUUCCCUCUUCCGACCCUACACAUUCGUGCUGAUCCUGGCAAUCGCUGGGGCUGUGAUCAUCGGUGGCACGUAUUGCGGAUCUUCGGUGAUCUUCGGCAACGUCGUGGGCAAACUCAGUGGCUGCGAGGAGCCUGACUCCAUCCGUCAUGCCGGAGAACUUUUCGGACUGAUGUUCUUUGUGCUGGCUAUCGUCGAAUUCUUUGCUAAUUUCGUCAGCUGGUCACUGUUUGGUUGGGUGGCUGAACAAGUUAUUUACAAAGUACGCAUACUCUCGCUGCGAUCCAUUCUCGAGCAGGAUUUAGCAUGGCACGAAACAGCAAAUCGGAACCCAUCACUAUUGCUGUCGUUCAUUACAAAGGAUAGCAGUGCGUUGGGUGGGCUAACAGGUUCUGUGGUCUGCACUAUCCUCUCGGUUCUAGUCAGUCUCGUCGCGACCAUUACUAUGACACACAUCAUUGCUUGGAAGAUUGCUCUGGUAUGUCUAUCUGUGAUCCCGCUGUUGCUGGGCGCUGGUUAUAUGCGAGUUACUACUCUGGCCAGUUUCGAGGAGCGACAUCUAGAAGCCUUUGCAAAAUCUGUGGGCAUUACCGUUGAGGCCGUCAACUCAAUCAAAACCAUUAUGUCGCUGUCUCUGGAGCACGAAGUGCUUGGUACAUACCGUCGGUCUCUCUCGGCCCCAAUGCGCCAGAUAGCUCGACAGAGCGCCUGGGCGAAUCUCUGGCUAGCUGUCGGGUACGGACUGAGUAACUUCCUCUAUGCACUCGCAUACUGGUGGGGGUCAACGAGAAUCAUCGCCGGUGAAUACACUCAAACCCAGUUCUUUAUCGUGCAGCUAGCACUGCUCGUCAGUUCCCAACUAUGGGGACAGAUGUUCGCCCUCGCACCCGACGUCUCACGCGCAUUCCAGGCCACGCGGCGACUGUUGAACCUGCUCGAUUUGGGGUCAACGAAGAAGCUAUCUGCACCGCUCGCGCAACCGGGGGAUCUCGAAGCCACGGCACCUCCCCGCGAGAAGACUUCCUCUUCUGACUCUCGCGACGGCAUCAGUGUUGCCUUCAAGCAAGUCCGCUUUUCGUAUCCUGCACGCCCAGACACCCGGGUGCUACACGGUCUGGAUUUGAACGUCCAGCCGGGGCAGUUUGCCGCGCUCGUGGGACCCAGCGGGGCGGGCAAGUCCACAAUAAUCUCUCUCGUUGAGCGGCUCUACGGGCCUGACUCGGGAACAAUCGAAGUCGACGGCCACAAUAUCGCCUACGGCGACGGCUCAUUCCGUGAUGAUAUUGCCUAUGUUCCUCAACAGAGUGUCCUGUUCGAGGGCACGAUCCGAUUCAAUCUGACCCUAGGCGCCAGGCCAGGCCAAACAGUUACCCAGUCCGAAUUAGAGGAAGCAUGUAAACUGGCUAACAUCCACGAUACGAUCAUGCAGCUUCCAGAUGGCUAUGAUGCCUACUGUGGGCCAAACGGUGACCGGCUCUCUGGCGGUCAGAAGCAACGUUUAGCGAUUGCGCGCGCUCUCAUCCGCAAGCCUAAGCUCCUGCUGCUGGACGAGUCGACGAGUGCACUCGAUGCGGAAUCGGAGAGAUUGCUGCAGGACGGGCUUGAGAAGGCUACGAAACAUAUGACGGUUAUUGCCAUUGCGCACCGACUGUAUACUAUCCGCAAGGCGGAUGUGAUCUUCCUAAUUGAAGAUGGUCGAUGCGUUGACCGAGGAACUCAUGCACAGCUGAUUGAGCGCAGUGAGAGUUAUCGCGUGAAUGCCCUGAACCAGGCGGUAGAUGGUUGA
Molecule: messenger RNA, 3915 nt
Organism: Aspergillus pseudotamarii
Lineage: Eukaryota; Fungi; Ascomycota; Eurotiomycetes; Eurotiales; Aspergillaceae
Product: ABC transporter ATP-binding protein
Exons: 2
Coding region: 1-3915 (1304 amino acids)
Biological process (GO): transmembrane transport
Cellular component (GO): membrane
Molecular function (GO): ABC-type transporter activity; ATP binding; ATP hydrolysis activity
Source: RefSeq, a predicted model, not a curated record